Molecule: messenger RNA, 6635 nt
Organism: Rhincodon typus (whale shark)
Lineage: Eukaryota; Metazoa; Chordata; Chondrichthyes; Orectolobiformes; Rhincodontidae
Gene: fam168a
Product: family with sequence similarity 168 member A
Exons: 8
Coding region: 147-857 (236 amino acids)
Biological process (GO): positive regulation of base-excision repair
Source: RefSeq, a predicted model, not a curated record
GCCGUUGCCUCCGCCCCCCCCUCAGCCAGUUGGGUUCGGUUUGUGAAGGAGCUUGAGCGGAACGGAGAGGGAGAGCAAUAUACACAACAGGCAGGCAGGGAGGGAGGUGCUCGGUCCGGUACUUACUGAGUUCCUAGUCUUCCAUCAUGAAUCCUGUUUACAGCCCCGUUCAACCUGGGACUCCUUACGGAAAUCCUAAAAACAUGGCUUACACAGGUUAUCCAGCAGGUUAUCCGACCACUGCUCCUGCCUAUACUGCUAAUAUGUAUGCCAGUGGCAGUCCUGGAUAUCCUCCAGCUUUAUUCAUGAUGAGGCAGAGCUGGCCACAGACAUCAACUUCUGGUGCCUCUGAGGGUACUUAUGAUCUCCCAGUCGAUGCUGGCACUGAGAGCAGAACUUUCCAAGCUUCUUCUGCAUCAUUCAGGUACACUGGAGGAACCCCUUACAAGGUAGCACCUACUCAGAGUAAUGGUGCACCUCCCCCAUAUUCUCCAUCUCCAAACCCUUACCAGACUGCCAUGUAUCCUAUUAGAAGUGCCUAUCCACAGCAGAAUCUGUAUGCCCAGCAGGGGGCCUAUUACACACAGCCUGUGUAUGCAGCCCAGCCUCAUGUAAUUCAUCAUACUACAGUGGUGCAACCCAAUAGCAUUCAACCUGCUAUCUAUCCAACUUCUGUCCCUGCUCCACGGACCAAUGGGAUGGCUAUGGGAAUGGUUGCCGGGACAACCAUGGCAAUGACAGCAGGGACUCUGCUGACCACGCCACAACACACUCAACUAGGACCACAUCCUGUUUCCGUGCCAACAUACAGGACUCAAGGAACACCUGCGUAUAGCUAUGUACCUCCACAUUGGUAAAUUCCCAAACCAAUUCAUAUCUGGAGUCAGACAUUGUAUGCAACUACUCAAGUCUUACGUUGGUGCUUGUGCAUUGAAGCCACAUGGCACCGAAUCUGUUUGCAAGAACAAAGUGCAAAGGUCACUUUAUGCAUCAUUUAGUGUUUUUAUUUUGUAAAAGCUGCUUUUUCUCCAAAUUUCUGCCUCAUUUAAGGUCUUUUCCAUCAUAGCUACUCAAAAUUGUUUCAGACCAAUGUGUUAUCACUAGCAAGGCUGUGGCCAAAAAGGCCUCUUCCAUGGUGAGAAUACAUGUCACUCUUUUUAAAAAAAAAAUAAAAAAAAAAUUGCAUGUUUCACCAUUUCUAUUACUGAGAUCUUAAGAUCCAUACUGAAAUUUAAAUAAUGAGCCCAAUUUGAACAUGAUGCAUCAAAUGUCAAGGAAGGGAAAUACAUUCUUCAGUAUUAAAGAGAACAGUGACUAUGUCUCUUUAAUCUGAUAUGUUGGUGUUCUUGCACGUUCUGAUCUUGCAUUUUAACAACCAUAAAACAUGCAGUUUGGACAUCAGCCUUUCUAGUUACAUGUAAGCGUUAUCAGAAUUAACACUCACCACUGAAAUGGCCUUUAAUCUUUUUUGUUUUUGACGAUAGAAUUCAGGAAAGCUUUGAGGGUUUAAAGGGAUAUAGAAUUAAUGGAGCACUCCACUCGAUGCUACAGUGCAGUGAAUUCUUAGGAUGACUUAAUUAAUUCAGCAUUAUUUGUUUGAGUUGUUUGGCUGGAAUCUCUGUUCAAGAUAGUGAUUGGUUGAGCACCAUUUCUCCCCACCACCAAUCCUUUACAACUAUUAAAUCAGCAUUGUGUUCUUUUAAAUACUAAAUACAGGUUGCACUGUACUAGAAAUGUGUUAGCAUUGGCUUUCUUUAGUUAUCUGUCAGAUCUGCCUCAAAAUUUGGAUUCACAAAACAAAGCUUCUCCAUGAGCCUGUAAAAUCUUGCUGCAUUAUGAUAAAAUUGAGCUCCUUGGAAUUUUUAAAUAUUUUGUUUUGCAGUAUCUCAAGAUAAUUUGGUUGUCAGUUUGUGUUAUCAGCUGACAUUACAAUUUUUUGAAAGCAGGUAAAAAUACAUCAUUUAAAUAUUGUAUAAUUUUAAACAGUCGUAAAAUUACAGAAAUUCAUGCAGAGUUUUACUAUCCUUGUCUUAAUGAAGGGACCUGGGUAGAAGAAUGCUGCAGCUUUAAAACGCUGAAAGUCUUAGUCGACAGGAAUUUGUGGGACAGUAUCAUCCACAUAGAAUGGGAACAGUGUGCUUAAAUUUUUGAAAGGGGAGUGAAUAUUUGUGUCCAGCGAGAUCUUUCUGCCCUGUAUAGUAAAGUUUUUGGAAAUGAAUGUAUUUGACUGGAAAGCACUGACAAGGGUAUGAGGUAAAGCAAAUUGAGAUUUAGGAAGCAUAUAUUUUCCUUCAAUUUAGAAAUGGCCACAUAUCAGAAUUCUGUUAAAAUACAGAAGCUAGGUUAUGUUGCACAAUACAUAUAUAAAAAUAAUCUAUGCUACUAAACAGGUACAAAACUUUAUACAUGAGUAUAUAUAUAAAUAUAUAUAACACACCCAUAUUGUGUUUGUGGUUAGCUUAAUAGACUGAUUUUUGAGAAACAAGCUGUAUGAGACCUAGAUUUUAAUUAGAAAUGUAAUCAAAUAUAUUAAACUCAAACAGUCUGCUCUUGCAGAAAUUUUUAUGUUCAGAUCACAUAAUUGAAAGAGAAAUUUAGUGGUUAAUUUCCAAAAAUAAUUGUGGAUGCAUUAUAUGCACCCACUGCAAUCUCAACCUAACAGAUCUUAGUUGUAUGGAGCAGCAUUCUGCUAAAUGUAAAGGUAUGAAAGAGUAUAUUCUGCAAUAUCAAAUACUUUUCCACUGCAAGUGUUUUAAGAUGGUCAUCUACGGAUAUAUUUGUUUACAUUUGUAGGCAAUUGGGUAUAUCUGCUGCAUUCUCAGAUGAGAUAUGCCUCUUCAACGAGAUUAUUGCAAAAGAUGGGAUUUUAUAGCUUAGUGCUUCUAAUUACCAGUUUGAAAGCUGGUUUAAAGUAUGCUGAGACAUCAGAUUCAUUUACUUCACAGCUAAAGUUACAUUUUUGAGCCACAUUCCAUUUGAAAAUUUGAGCUCACUAAUCCAUUUUUUCAGGGUUGAAUUGGAUUUUUAAUCCAGAUUGUUAUUUGCCAGAACAAACACUUUUUGGCCCAUUAUUUAAACUUGCUAUAUUGUUCAAAUUUUAGGUAUAGACCCUUUAAAGGUUUUAUGGCAUGGAUUAAAUCAAAUAGCUAAUUUAUUAGUAGAUAACUCUUCUGUUCACUGGGCUUUACUGACCAUUCUCUUCAGAAAAUGCACCUUGGGUUGAGUGUUCAGUUUUCCAUUAGUAUGUUGAUACAGAUUUCAUUCUGGUUAUUUAGACAUUAUGCUUCACAAUUUACAGAAUGAAGUACAAAUUGGUAGACAAGUACUCAUGUCCCACCAAAAUGGGAAGGGGUAAGUUUUAUGGUUCUUAACUUGAACACUGUAGAACUGUUUGAGAAACAGUCCAACUCAAUAGAGAGCGGGGAAGAUGCCAAGCAGUGGAUAUGCAGAAAUUCUGUUGUUGCAAAUUGAUAGGAAACAGGAAUACAGCAGUCUUAAAUUGAAACUGGUGAGCUAUAAAGUAGAGAAUUGGCAAGUACAGAUGUCUAAACAUUCUCUACUAUUCAACCUUGAAACUAGAAGAAAUAUCACUGCAGGAUCCCAUCGUUUCAGUGAUUAUUAUGGAAGGAAAGCAGUUCUGAACAAAGCCACUAUUGAUACAAUUCAUUGUUUUGUAGCUUUUUACAGUGAAAUUUUAUUUCGGCUCAAUGAGAAAUCAUGAGUACAUCAUCACAGCCUAAUAAGACUUUCAUAUUACUGCACUUAAUAUCAGAUUUUUGCAGGGCAUUAAUAAUAGGAGAAACACUUCAGCAUCAGGUUUGGUACAAAGUAUACUGUGCAAAGAGGCUGUGGUAUAGUGGUAAUUGUUUUCACAUUGAAUCCCCCGCUAUUAGUUUGAUAUAAAUUGAACUGACAAAUGGGAACUAUUAGCUGGUCCCGUUGAUUUAUCUGGUUUUAAGGGUGUGAGAAGUUGUAAUUCUUCAAGGAAGUUCUGUUUGUGUCUAGAAUCACAAAAUAUAAUCUCCCAGUUGAUUGCACCAGUCUGAUUUCUGACUGCCCUUCAUGUUGCUGAUAUGUUUGUAAGUGAAGUUGCUUUAAUUAAAUUGAUCCAUUAACUGGGGAAAAAUAUUUCGGCCAUAUUUUAUUAGGCCAGGUUCAGAUUUAGCACAAAUUAACUAAACAUGUUAAGAAAAUGCAUAUACAAUGGAACACUUAAGAAACAUUCCAAUACAAUUUGAUUUUAUUUGAUGGAACUUUAUUUUUUUUGUCAAUAGUCUCAUUGAGAUUCCCUUUAUGUAGGUGUACAUUGCUAAGUUUUCUUCUGUUUGUAAAUCUACUUGAUUUCACAUGUGAAGAAAUCAAGUAUGAUUUGCUUUUUCCUACACCAAUAUGCUUCUAUCACUGAGUCAUCAUAGGGUUUGUCACUACUGCGGAAAAAAUAGGUUAAAGUUUUGAACAAGAUUACAGUGCCUAACUUUCUCAAAUAGCUGUGAUGCCACUACAUAGGGAGCAGUGGUAUAGAUUUAGGAGCUUGAGUGCUUUACUCUGCAGCAAACCUUUGUUUUUUAAAACUUACCCUACAAUAAUUAACACGAGACUGGAUACCAGAACUAAAAUGUACAUUAUCAGCACUAAUUACCUUGACGGCCAGAAAAAUUCAUCUUUCUUUUCAAAAACUAACUAUUGGUGAUAUGCUUUAUAUGGGAAUUAUUGAAACUGAUUAAAUACUAGCCUUUCACGACUGCUAAAAAUAAAUAUAACUGGUUGAUUUUAGGCAACGUUACUGCUGGUCAUCAGAACGCUUUACUCAAAGAUUCACCAUUUGUCAGAUCAGUAUUUUAUCAAAAAGCUGCCUAGAUGUUUUGCUGUUGUCCACAGAUAAGCUGAUCAUCUCAUCACAGAUCACAAACUUUGGUUCUGAUUUUGAUAAAAGUCUGCACUCUCAUUCCUAUUUCCUCCAUGACUGUUAAAUCAGAUGUUCUAUUAAAUAUAAAAUGCUUACUUAGCUGUCACUAACGUGUAAGAUAGCCAUUACAACAUAAAAUUGUGUACAAAAAAAAGUUGGCGCUAUACUUCUUGUGACAAUGAAACAUGGCAGAUCACAAUUGUUUUCAAAUUGUUACAGCUGGUAACAGUGAUGCUUGUGGUGUAGUGGUAGUGUCCCUAUCUCUGAGCCAGAAUGCUUGAGUUCAAGUCCCACCUACUUCAGAGAUGUGAAAUAACAUCUCUGAACAGGUUGAUUAGAAAAUAUAACUUCGCCUUUAUUGCACUCUCAGCUUAUAUUCUUUUCAAAUGUGGAUUUCCUUUGAUUUUGCAAAAAGAACAAAAUAUCUUGUUUGUCUACUAAAUGGAAUUAACAAAUAUGUAUUGGAAGUAUCCCUAACAACUUUCCUGCUAAAUUGUUCUUAUUGGGCAGACUUGCUUUUGCAAGUAUUUGAUAUGCUGCAGAGUAUGUUAACAGUUGAACCUACACCAAUGUUGCCAUUCAUGUAUAUUUUCCUUUUUGUUCCCACUUACAAGCUCAUGAGCUAAAUCAGAUUUCUAAAUUUUUAAACUUUUGCCAUAAGUUUGAAAAGAAAAAUUGAUGCCCAAAUUUCAACAUGUUUGCAUUUUAAUUGGACUGAGACUUUUCUUACUGAAUAAUCAUGCAAAUUUUUUAAAUUAGCAUGAUGUUUCAAAUACUUCAGAAUUAACAUUGGAAACUUAAAUUCAGUUGAACUGUGGAAGUUAUAAACUGUUCUUUUAAUGUUAAAUGGCUAAUUGGAUGUUGCCAGAUGACUUGUGUAUUUAAGGUUAGCUCUAUUGUUCUGGACUGCUUAGCUCAUAACCAGUGUGCAACUAUAUGCCACAAGGGAAAAAAGCAUACCAAGUAACCAGGAUACUUGUUCAACAUAACCAGGUUUACCAGUUCAGUUAUGAUUAUACAAGACCUUUUAACAGAUUUUUGUACAUCUUUGCUAGAUUAAAAAGUACUGUAAUGCAAGACUUGAACAAUGCAUAUUAAUAGUUGUACUGGCCCAAUUCAAUGUCAUAAGUACUUCAGAAUAUCAGAUUUGAAUAGGAGAAAUUAAACAGUGUGUACGAGUGUUGCUCCUGUAUUUUAAAGAAAGAUAACCUAGGAAACCUUUGCAGUUCAGAUAUGUAAUUUAAGCGCUUUUUACCAUAAGUGUUAUUUAAGUUGUUUAAUGAUUGAUGUUUAUUAUUCUUAAUAGAAAAAAAAACUUUAUGGUUUAACUGAAGUUGGAUGCUUCUUUGAGCUACAGGGAGCAUUUCAGAACACAAGUCUGUGGGCUUUCCUUUUACUGUAUUUCAAUUACAGUUUUGAACUUCCUUAUUUUGAAUUCUAUUGGAACACUAAUAAAGCAAGAAGAGAAUUAUGGAAAUGUCAUUGUCUUCCAAGCAUAGUUCAUAGAACGCAAGUGUUUUAAUAACGCAGAUUAGAAGUUACUUAUGGAACCUGAAAGACCCACAGUUUACACUUGUGACUAUGAAGUGUAAUUCUGUUUUUUUUUAUUUUGUUUUUUGGAAAAGAUCAGUUAGUGAUCUAAGUGACAGAAUUAAGCCAAGAGUUUGUAAUUGUAUAUUUACUGUAAGAUGUAGAACAUUCAAUAACAAUUAAAAUGUUUACACAAAAA